AUGUGGAUCGGAAAUGCUGACUCACGCCAGUACUCCGUCGCAUUGUUCGCGAGCAACCAAAGCUCGUGCCGCUGCCAGCAGUUGCCGCACGGCUGGGAUUCUGUCAGUGCUCCACCGCCGGGACACUACGCUCGCACUGCACUGUACCGGUGCAGUAUUACUCUGUACCGAAGUUUACAUUUAGCGACAGACUGGGGAGGUGCAGAACUUAUUCAAAUCUCAGAUGUUGAGCAUUCGUGGGGCGCUCGUGACCGCGGCCUCGCCCCGCGCGCUUCGCGACCCCGCACUCGCCUGCGCUCGCGCAUCCUCUCUCGAUUAAUAAUCGCGGUCGACGGCCGCGGCCCGAUUAUUCGAGCUCGUGCGAUUAACGAUUAUGAUUCGAUUACUGUUCACCGGUGCAUUGUCAGCAGCGGUAGAGACCUCUUGUACCGCGCCGCGCUAAACAAUGGCCGAUGUUAUUGUAGGCCGCGCGUGCUCCCGACUGCCUGCGGACUGCAGCUCUGUGAGUACUGGCUCGUGCCGCACUGCCAGUCGGGUGACAAUUAUAUAAACAAUAUUCGAAUAGUAGCCCCGGCUUUGCUCAGAUUCUUCCAAUCUUUGAAUAAUUUAGAACGCAGCGCUUAUGAAAUGCGGAUUUUAUUCAAGUUUACAGAAAAUUCAGAAGCAGAAAGGAUAUUGCUCUGCGUGCCUAUGUAUGGCUAUAGGAUAAUCAUGUAUUGUAGUCUCUAUCUUUAG
Molecule: messenger RNA, 735 nt
Organism: Spodoptera exigua (beet armyworm)
Lineage: Eukaryota; Metazoa; Arthropoda; Insecta; Lepidoptera; Noctuidae
Source: the annotation of a GenBank genome assembly